CUCCCUCGUUGCGCCCCUGAAGUGUGACAGGUAAUGCUUGAUUAAGCUGACUGCUUACCAACACGAAUUGUUUAACAAUGGAGGACGGGCUUAGUUGUUUAUGUAGCAGGGCGAAACGCGAAUGUUAAAAGAGUAUUGCAGAGAUGUCUUAGGCAGACCUAUGCGAGUGGUCAAUAAUUCUAAAUGACUAUUUCUUUGCACGCUGGUGUCAUGACAGCAGAUGAAAAGCCAGAAUCGAGCCAUGAAUAUAAUUUUUUUCUCGAUCGUCAACUUCAGAACAAACUUUUGGAUUUCGACGAACAGGACAUAGAUUCAAGAUAUUUGCAAAAUGUCAGGCUUGACGGUAAGGCUUAUAAAGCACAGGUACGGAGUGAGGAAGUUACAGGAUGGAUAUUUGAUACCAAAACUAAUUUUAGAAAGCCUGAAAAGGAAUCUAAUAAACAACCGAAAGAAUUUAUUCAGCCAUGGAAAGAUUACAAGGCAAAACAACAAAAAGAGGAUUCAUAUAUGUUUAGACAUUAUGGGGACCUGAAAAGAUAUAUUCAACAAUAUCGUGAGGAGCAUUCUAAUGCGAAUGGAUUUCGGCCUCCUGGUGUUCCAAAGUCAGAUAAUCCUAUUGGAGAUCUCCGGAAAUAUCUUCAUCACCAUUCUGCUCCAACCCCAAGCGCUGGUGCUACUCAUCAUCAAAACUCAACACAAACUCCAACAUCAACACAAACUCAGGUUUCAACAGUCUGUACACAGUGUACAAAUGCGAGCAGUAAUCAGCAGUUGAUAACUGCGUCCAUGUACUAUACCAAUCGGAAGGAUAGUUCUGUUUCUUUACCUAAUGGUGCUUCAGUGAGUAAUCCUCGUACCAAUCACAAUCAUAGCCAUGGACAUCAUUGUAGUAAACAUAGUCAUGUUAAUCCAGAUCAUGCCUACAAGUAUAAGCUAGCCCCCGAUGCUGCAUGGCGAUCAGAUUCUGUUCAAUCUUCAUGUGUGGAUUCGGACCGAAAUGACGGUGUUAAAACUCCAAGGAUAAACUCGGCAAAAGGAGACAGAGGGAAAUCUCCUACAAAAGUCAUGGUUCCUGCAGGUGCUUCCAAUGGGCCCCUUAAAGGUCACCCUUUACAGACUGUCACUGUGGCAUGGAGACUGCCAAGUCAAGCCAAGCAAACGGGAGACAACCCUGUACAAACUAACAGCUCCUCCAGAACAUUAGACACGCUUGCCUGUGUAGCGGCAGAAAAACAAGGUUAUUACUACGAAUACCCCAUGUCCCCAAAUGUGGCCUUCUCGCCUGACAACAUGGACUGCAAGAGUGAUAUUAGCUUAAGUAGACUUUCAACAACGUGUCUUGGAGCAGAAAUGAAGGUGCGGCUAAACGAAAGACUAGAACCGUCUUGCACAUUUCAUCUGUUUCCCACGGAAGCAGUUAUUGACGCACAGCCAAUUAUACUGAAUACAGGAAAGCCCAUUCUUUGGAAUCCCGCUAUUUCCUCGCCUGGGCAACGAAGGGACAAUCAACGAGAAACAAUGAUUUCCUCUCCGUUUAAAGGCUAUGCCAAGGUAAUAGAUCCAAAUGGUGACUACAGGUCAAAGAUGAAACUAGUAUUAAAUACAGAAGCGGGAAAGGUGGAUUUCCCUGUCAUCAAACCGAAGAAUGGUAUGCUAGUUGCCACUGAUAUCAAUCUCGGUGAUCAAGCGAAGUUUAAAAAGGAAGCAGCUCCUACAAAAAGCCACAGCGAAAAUGUUACUUCAGAAAGAAAAGCAUCAAGCGCCUCUUACGAAAAAACAAGUAAAUUGUUUUGUACAAAAAAUUUGAGGAGUAGAUUUGCCGGAUACAUCAAAGGAAAAAAAACACGUGCUAGUGCCUUGCGGAAAUCCGAAAAUGCAUCCACUAAUAGACACGCAUAUUCUGCCAGAGUGGUACGGUCAGAUAGGAGCGAAGUGACUGAGAGCCUUCAAGGAGAGACUACUAAUUCGGGAUUAAAUUACUGGACAGAAGAACCGGAAGAAUAUCAGAAGGAGUCUACUCAUGGAAAUGCCGUGGACGCUUCCACGAUCGAGAGUAGCGAAAGCAUGAAGAGAGUAGCUGAAUAUAUUCUGAGAGAAAGCAACUGCAGUGGAAAUAACGUAACACUUCAUGAGGGCAACUCUGACACUCCAACACCGAGACAUGGGAUGUGGUUUGAUUCAGCAGGAAGAGCUUAUGUGAGCCUUGCAGCUCGCUACGACCCUCUCAAGAAAUGAUCAUUUAUUAUAUUGAAUCAUCAAGAUCGAGCCUGAUUUUCCACCUGAUGCUGCAGGGCUCACCUGGUGUGAGAGACUCGAACUUCUCCGAGCGGUGAACAAACGACCAGAAAAGGUAAAACCAAAACCACCCAGGAUUCGAUUCUUCAAGGAUCCUCCGAAAGAAAGCCCAGACGCUUCUGGUCCCCUCGUUGCCCAGUCUACUCCCCUCGUUGCCCAGUCUACUCGCGCUCAUCUUUAUGAACAACGGCGAAUGAAACAUCUACUGGAACAGGCCAAAGUCAAAGGCACAGAUCAGUUUGAAUGGUUGACUGACAGUGUCCGGUUUCGUGGAGUAUCGUCAGAUAUUUCCGACUCAUCUGACGAUGACUCUGAUGACUUAUGCAGUGCUGGUGGGUCUUCGGGUUCGCGAUGUACGUCCACGAAGCCAUACGGACCCGGUAUGGAUGUUAACAACGCAGAAAAUGCUCUGCUGCAUAGGUACAAUAUGCCUUUAGUCAAGGGUGGUGGAUGGAAAAUGACCCCGUAUCCUGUUAUGAUACGUUCUCGUACCACCCUUUUUCAGAACUGAAGCGUGCCUCAUGUGGCUGGUCAACAGUAUGUUAUACAAUUAUAUAGGAGAAGUGAUAUACUGUGGGACAAAUAAGUAAAUUAAUCGGAAUGAUCAAGUCUGUUAAUUUGUUAAGGAUAUAUAUCGUAAUAAUAAUAUUUAAUACAUGUAAUACUUUCUUAAAUAUCUAUUCACUUUUACAAGAAUUUUAAUGUCUUUCCUUUUUAUUGUUUUACUUAAUUAUUUCUUUUUACAAAAUUUAUAUAGUUAAUGAAACUUAAUAAAUUAUAAGAACCUAAAACCUGACUGUUUUAAACAGUCGUUAUGCAUGUGUUUUGUAUUUGUUUAUUAUCUAAAUAUCAAACCAGUGAAGGAAUUAUUUUUGGCUGUAUCCUGUCCGAGGAUAAUGAGAACUUCGAGCGUGUUACAAGCAGGAUUGAUGCAUGUUGAUUAUAUAGCGUAUGCAUUGAUAUUGUUAACAUUAAACAUUUAGACCUUAACACUUUCAUGCCCAGAACAAAUGAGGUGCUAAUUGUUUCGUCCUUUACAUUCUGUCAAAAUCAGAAUUGUUUCUAAUGCUUGUAAAUUUAUUGCUAAUUUAGUUAAUUAGAUUUGAAAAUGAUCUGAUAACAAUAAAAAUUGCUUGGUAUAUCAAUGAUAUCUGUAGUUUACUGUUAUCCUACAUCAAUGCGUUCAUAUUAAGAACCGGAAAAAUGCCUUAUGAAAAUAUACUUAUUCUAUAUAUCUUUGCCAAAAUUCUUAUAUGUUUAUUGUUUCAGUGGAAUGUUUUACAGCAUAUAACAAAAGAAUAAUGUAUCCGAAAGUGUAUAAACUCAAGUUAAAAUGAAAUACUUUAUCGGUACCCAUAAACACAGUGCAACGAAGCAAUAAAACAUACAUGUAUUUUGUUCCACAUCGUGAUUUUUGACAAGUACACCAAUAAAUCAAACUACGUCAUUAACAGGAUACACUCACGGUUUUACGUAAUUCAUACAUAAACGUACCAGACAGAGGGAUCAAUAAAAGUCGAGCGGGCUCAUGUUGUAAUUGUCCCUGGUAUCUUCUGUUGAGAUAUAUACAUUUAUCAUUUAGCGGAGUUACUAUCUGUCGAAUAUGGACGACCCCAUGUACUUGCGUACAACAUAAAUUGUCACUUUACGAUAUCUCGCACCGCUUUAUAUAGCAUCCUGAAACAUUAGCAUAAAACGGUGUAUUGUAACCUUUGAAUAUAAUUUUACCGCUCGGUGAUGAUUUAUUUUCUACAUAUGUAUACCAUUAAACUGAUCAUCUUUAGGACAAAAUUUAUAAAAAGCUUGAAAUGGGGUCGAAAUAUAUUGCCAAAGUGAGACCUUUUUCUCGUCAUAUACUGUCAUUAAUUUUUGUUUUUAAAGAAAGAUACUGUACCUUAAAAAGUUACACUAGACAAGAACAAAACACGCAGUUUCUUACGAAAUGUAUUCAUGUAAUUGCCAAACACAAACGUACGAUACGUUCUCUGUGAUAACUAUUGUUUAUUAUAUUAUAACACGGGUGAUGAUACUGUUAGAUUGAUGAAUUGUUAUCAUACAUACCCAUGUGACUGGCCAUUUCAUAUUUCAGUAUGUUUUUUUUAUGAUGAGAAUCGCUGAAAAAAAGAUUGGCACGUAUAUGUAUACCUUGGAUCAUGGUGAAAGUUGAAAAGUGUACAACGCAAGCAAUUAUACUUUGUGGUGUAAGGUCCUUAAUUUAUCCCUGUUGUUUGAAUCAUUAACUCAAUUGCAUGGAACGGAAGAUGUUAAACCUUCCUAUAUAUGUAAACGUAAUCGUUGAUCAUGUUUUAUGACCUACAAUAAAAUUAUUACUUUA
Pecten maximus is the source of this 4630-nucleotide messenger RNA. RefSeq lists its product as uncharacterized. The record is from RefSeq and is a predicted model, not a curated record. The transcript is spliced from 6 exons. Lineage: Eukaryota; Metazoa; Mollusca; Bivalvia; Pectinida; Pectinidae. Bases 184 to 2235 code for a protein of 683 amino acids.